AUAUAUAAAUGCAAGUAUGAAUUAGAACAAACUCCACACAGCACUGGGCACUGGAAGCAACUUGUUCAUCAACUCUUUUUCUUUAUCAUCAUCAUCAUAUCAUCAUCAAAGAGAGCACUCUCCAUAAUCUGACGAAUCAAACAAACAAACAAACGCGAGUAUUCAAAAGGGGUUUUGAAAUUUCAAUGCCAAUUGUUUUCUUCAAGAAGAAUUAAGCAAAAGAAUGGGGAAAGCUGGUAGAGAUUGGGGACAGAUCUAUUCAAUAUAUGGGGUUGAUGAUUGGCAAACCCCAGUAUUUCUGCUUAUUCAUGCUGUCUUCUUCUCUAUACUCUCUGUGCUUUUUCUAGUUUACUUCGAACCCAUCUGCUAUUUCUUUCAGCAGUUCUUACCUGGGCCUAGCUCAGCUCGUUUCGCCGCCGGAUUCACCGGUUCAGUCACUGCACUCUCCGCCGUUUGCCUCUUCUACGCCGCCGGCAACAUCUUCUACUCUUCCGUUUCGCUACACUGGGAAAUGGCACAGCGGAUGGUGAACGCCGUCGGUGAUUGGUCUUCCGUCAAGCAUGCUCUUGACCUUGGUUGCGGCCGUGGUAUCCUCCUCAACGCCGUGGCUCUUCAACUAAAGAAAUCCGGGUCGUCCGGUCGGGUCGUCGGGUUACAUCCAACACCGACCAGGUCUCUCUCAACUCUCCGAACUGCGGGGCUUGAAGGAGUUCAGGAGUACGUCACGUGCCGCUCGGGUGACCCGAGAAAACUUCCUUUCAGCGAUAACUACUUCGACGUGGUGGCGUCGGCGGCGUUCGUACACACAGUGGGGAAGGAGUUUGGGCAGAAAACGGCGGCGGCCGCGGCAGAGAGGAUGAGGGUGUUGGGGGAGAUGGUGAGGGUGCUGAAACCCGGCGGCGUAGGGGUGGUGUGGGAUAUGGUACACGUGCCGGAGUACGUGAAGAGACUGCAAGAAUUGAAGAUGGAUGAUAUUUGGGUUUCGGAGCGGGUCACGGCGUUUAUGGUCAACAGCCACGUCAUAUCAUUCAACAAGCCAAGUCAGCAUUUUGUGGGACCCAAUGAAGUUCGACUGGAUUGGAGACUCAACAAUCUCUGUUGACAAUACCAACAUUGCUUUAGGUUCCUGAUGGGAGCGCUGCCAUCAAAAUAUAUACUGCAGUUUCUUAUUCAUAUAUAAUCGAAUUUUCAACUGCAGUCAUCGGACAUCGAUUGAGAAAUUCCAAAAAAAUCUUUGUUGAAAAUUGCAAAAUAUAUUCCUAUGAAACGAAGAAGAUAGUAAUAGGAAAUACAAUCCAUAUGGUGAUAAUAGUGUUAAGUUAUGGGUACUGUUUUUCUACUUUUUAAAUUUGUAGGGGCCUGUUUGGCAAUCUGGGAAAGCAAAGUGGACCCAGAGGCAAUAAAUGAUAGGGAUAGGAAUAGUAAUAUGUACUAAUUCUAAGAUUAGUUCACAUAUUGAAAAUGAUAUGUAUACAGAGUGUUAUUUUCCCCAUUUUGAUGAGGGAAUUUGAAAUUGCUCUUCUUUAUAUGAAUGGUGAUAUGUUAAUUAUUGUAAUUUGUACAUAAUGUUUUUGAUAUACAAGUCUAAUUAUUAUUUCUACU
This is a messenger RNA of Solanum dulcamara, 1602 nucleotides long. RefSeq lists its product as uncharacterized. Bases 224 to 1102 code for a protein of 292 amino acids. Lineage: Eukaryota; Viridiplantae; Streptophyta; Magnoliopsida; Solanales; Solanaceae. Gene Ontology annotation, molecular function: S-adenosylmethionine-dependent methyltransferase activity. The transcript is spliced from 2 exons. The record is from RefSeq and is a predicted model, not a curated record.